CAUCUCGCUUUCUCUCUCGGUUUGCUCCUUCUCAUGUGUGCUUAGGGAGAACCAUAGUGAGAUCGAGAGACGCAGGAGGAACAAGAUGACCCAGUACAUCACCGAGCUCUCUGACAUGGUGCCCACCUGCAGCGCCUUGGCGCGCAAACCCGACAAGCUGACCAUCCUACGCAUGGCAGUGUCUCACAUGAAGUCCAUGAGGGGCACUGGGAACAAAUCUACCGAUGGAGCAUAUAAGCCUUCUUUCCUAACCGAGCAGGAAUUGAAGCACCUUAUCCUAGAGGCGGCUGAUGGUUUUCUCUUCGUGGUGGCUGCGGAAACAGGCCGGGUGAUCUACGUCUCGGAUUCGGUUACGCCCGUCCUGAACCAGCCCCAGUCGGAGUGGUUCGGCAGCACCCUCUAUGAGCAGGUUCACCCGGAUGACGUUGAAAAGCUGAGGGAGCAGCUCUGUACCUCUGAAAACUCCAUGACGGGUCAGUAG
Messenger RNA from Thamnophis sirtalis, 481 nucleotides. Lineage: Eukaryota; Metazoa; Chordata; Lepidosauria; Squamata; Natricidae. The record is from RefSeq and is a predicted model, not a curated record.